AUGCUUUCUUUUUUCGUUGCUUUUAUCUUAUUAUUUUUUGGUUCGAGUUUUCAAGCUUCUUUUCAGACUUCGAAAGAUUUGAAGGUAAGAUUUUAAUUUUACACGUCUUUAUAAUUUUCAUUUGGCUUUUUUUGUAGUUUUGUUUUAUAUGUGGCAAAAAUGAGUGAUCACAAAAAUGUGAAACUCUGAAAAACAUUUCUUCCAGAAUAUGGAAGAUUAGAAUUUAAAAUUUCAAGAAUUUAACUGAUUUCGGUUUUUUCUUACUUAUGAAGUAGUUUUCUGAUUUUUCCAAACAAAAAUCAAAAAAAUCCAAAAGGUCACUUUCAUUAAUCUGUUCCACACUAUAAAUAAAACUUGAUAGAAAAUAAUGAUUGAUUGGGCAUUUUUCCAGUUAUUUGAUAUCUUGAAACCAUCCGAUACGCAUAGACUUUUUGAUACUUUACAAUAUACAGUUGAAGAACAAUAUUCCAAUUCACACUUAUCUUUUGUAAGUUUAAUUAUUACAAUUAUCUCAUUUCCGUUUUUUGUUCAGGAUGUUUCAACAUUUCACAAUUAUGCAGAAAAACCAAUUUCGAUACAAAAACUGAACUCGAAAUAUAGCGAUGUUUUAUAUGAAGGAGAUAUGGCGAUAUCUUAUAAGCAAUUAGAAAAAAUUGUAAAUGGAACAGUUGAUGAUGAUAUCAAAUUUAGAUUGAGAAAGUUUUUGAAAAUGCCAAUUCGACCUCGUCGACAAGCAUAUCUUGAUGAUAAUUAUCCAGCUACAAUUUGGAAUUCUGGUGUUCCUUUUGUUUUUCAUUCUUCAUUAAGUUCAUUAGCAAAAGAUGCAAUUCUUCGAGCAAUUCAUUUUUGGUAUCGAGAAACUUGUAUUGAAUUCAAACCAAGAACAUUUCAAGAAGAAUAUUUAUUAUUUGUUGGAAAUGAUGAAGGAUGUUGGAGUACUGUAGGUAAAGAUAAAGAUUCUGGUAAACAAGUUGUUAGUAUUGGAACUGGAUGUGAACAUGUGAGUCAUCACAAAAUAUAUAAUUAUUUAAACAAAAAAUAAGUUUAGUUUGGUGUAACAUCUCAUGAAUUAGCACAUGCUUUGGGUUUAUUUCAUGAGCAAUCAAGAUAUGAUCGAGAUGAUUCAAUAACUUUCAAUCCACGUGUUGUUGACACCAAACUAUUAUUUAAUUUCGCUAAAAUUUCUUCAAAACAAUUAUCAACAUAUAAUGCACCAUAUGAUAUUGGAAGUGUUAUGCAUUAUACACCAACCGAAUUUUCACAAAUAAAAACGAUUCCGAGUUUAACAGCAGUUGAUUCAAAUCUUCAACAAACAAUGGGACAACUUGAAGGACCAUCAUUUAUUGAUAUUCUUCUUGUUAAUCAACAUUAUAAAUGUCAAGAAAAAUGUGCAAGAUUAGCUGAUUGUAAAAAUGGAGGAUUUACAAAUUCGAGAAAUUGUCGCAUUUGUAAAUGUCCGUCUGGUUUUGGUGGUGAUCUAUGUGAAAAUGUUCAGAAAUCUUUUUCGAAAUCAUGUGGUGGAAUUAUUCAAGCGGAAAAGGUUAGUCAAAAUGACAAUAAAAUAAUAAAGGUUUUUUUCUAAUCGAAAUGUUUUCAGGUUGUUCGAAGAUUCGAUAUGACAAUCAAACAAGAAUUUCAGAAAAAGGAUAAAAUGUGUGCGUAUCAUUUACAGGUACAUCAAUUCAAUCCAGAGACAGAUUUUUUUUGUAUUAAAUAAUUAUUUUCUAAAUUUUCAUUUUUUCUAGUCUCCUCCAAACACCAAAAUCGUUAUCAAAAUCUUGGAACUCGAAUCACAAUGUAUUGAAGGUUGUUGGAAAGAUGGAUCAGAAUUCAAAAUGCGAAAAGAUGUCAGACCUUUAGGAUAUCGAUUUUGUUGCCCAGACACUUCAAAACGCGAAAUGGUUUCAGAUAAUAACAUUGUUCCAUUUAUGCUUUAUUCAAGAGAUCAAAAAUUUAAAAUUUCUUUUGAAUAUAGUUACAGUAAGUAUUUAUUCAAAGAUCACAGUAUUCAUAAUUAUUUGUUUUUUUUUGCAGUUGACAAUUUUGUGCAAAAUGAUGAUAUUAUAUCAACAACUCCUAGGACAAUAAUAACAAGUACAAAUGAUCUUUCAGAUGGAAUACAUUCACAAAUCUCAAUUUGA
Caenorhabditis angaria is the source of this 2141-nucleotide messenger RNA. The record is from the annotation of a GenBank genome assembly. NCBI's taxonomy places the organism in Eukaryota, Metazoa, Nematoda, Chromadorea, Rhabditida, Rhabditidae.